CAGAUCCUCCGCCCCCAGGCCUGGGCUGGCUGCCCUUCGACCCUGGGAUGCUGAUUAACCAGGCAUCAGGAGCUUGAACUGAGCCUGGACUGGACGGCUGACCAGACUCAGACCACAGCCGUCAUGCAGCCGGUGCGAGUGAGGGUCUGGGUGGAGGAGAACCGUGCCUUCUUCCUGCCGCCUGUCUGCAACAAGCUCCUGCAUCAAGAACAGCUCAAGGUUAUGUUCGUGGGGGGCCCCAACACCAGGAAGGACUACCACAUCGAGGAGGGCGAGGAGGUGUUCUACCAGCUGCAGGGGGACAUGAUUCUGCGGGUGCUGGAGCGGGGGCGACAUCGGGACGUGGUCAUCCGGCAGGGAGAGGUCUUUCUGCUGCCCGCUGGGAUCCCCCACUCUCCACAGAGGUUUGCCAACACAGUGGGGCUGGUCAUCGAGCGCCGGCGGCUGCCCAGUGAGUUGGACGGGCUUCGCUUCUACGUGGAGAACACCACGGAUGUCUUGUUCGAGAAGUGGUUCUACUGCGAGGACCUGGGCACACAGCUGGCCCCCAUCAUCCAGGAGUUCUUCAGCUCUGAGCAGCACAGGACGGGGAAACCCAUUCCUGAGCAGCUGUGUGGAGAGCCACCCUUCCCCCUGAGCUCGAGAGCUCUCAUGGAGCCCAUGUCCCUGCGUGCCUGGCUGGACGGCCACCGCUCCCAGCUGCAGGCGGGCUCAGACCUCAGCCUGUUUGGAGACGGCUAUGAGACCCAGGUGACGGUCCUCGGAGAAGGCAGCAGCACAGGCUCAAGCCAGGAUGUGGACGUGUGGCUAUGGCAGCUGGAGGGCUCCUCCGUGGUGACAGUGGGGACCCAGAGUCUGGGCCUGGCUCCUGAUGACAGCCUCCUGGUGCCGGCUGGGACUCAGUACACCUGGGAGCGAGCUAAGGGUUCGAUGGCCCUGUCUGUGACCCAGGACCCUACCCACAAGAAGCCCCUGGGGUGAUCCAUCCAUGUGGUCUGAAGCAGCAGGGGGCCCCUGCCCGCCAUCGAGUGCCCCCACCCCACAGCUGCUCUGUGCCGCUGAGCUGCCAUGUCCCCACUGUUACAGUCCCCCUCCUCUCCUGGCCUGCACCCCCAGCCUGACUGCCACCCAGACUGCUGGCCAGGCACCCUUCUCCAGCUGACCCCUCUGUGUCCCUGUACCCAUGCCACCCAGAGUCACCCCAGUAAAGCCCCCCAGACUGUGUCCACACAA
This is a messenger RNA of Erinaceus europaeus (western European hedgehog), 1233 nucleotides long. RefSeq names its product 3-hydroxyanthranilate 3,4-dioxygenase (gene HAAO). The transcript is spliced from 10 exons. Bases 124 to 981 code for a protein of 285 amino acids. The record is from RefSeq and is a predicted model, not a curated record. Gene Ontology annotation, molecular function: iron ion binding; 3-hydroxyanthranilate 3,4-dioxygenase activity. NCBI's taxonomy places the organism in Eukaryota, Metazoa, Chordata, Mammalia, Eulipotyphla, Erinaceidae. Gene Ontology annotation, cellular component: cytoplasm. Gene Ontology annotation, biological process: 'de novo' NAD+ biosynthetic process from L-tryptophan; quinolinate metabolic process.